UUUUGGGGCUAAAGUUAGUGGCUGCAAGCCCAACGCUACGAGCUGUCCCGUCCUACUUAGAGAAACUUAAGUAACUGCACGUACAUAGACAGAUAGCACGAGUCUACACACACACACGGGACACAUCAGACGCGGGGCUGCGCAGCCUCCCUGCUCCACUACCCCCGCCCACUCCUCUCGAGACUCUCCCGCUACUCCAGCUCCCACCCUUGAGGAAGUCGCGCGCUCCUUCCGCCUCAUCCCGCGCUUCGCAGCCGCGGCCAUGGACAGUUACAGGCUCUUUCUGGCUUUACUGAGCGCGGCGCUCGCGGUCGGAUUCGUCUCCGUCGUCUUCGUGCUCAGAUGGGUCUUGCACUUCAAGGAGGGUCUGGCGUGGGACGGAGGACUGGCCGAGUUCAACUGGCACCCCGUCCUCAUCGUCACCGGCUUCGUGUUCAUCCAGGGAAUCGCCAUUGCGGUAUACAGACUGCCGUGGACAUGGAAGUGCAGCAAGAUCAUGAUGAAGUUCAUUCAUGCUGGCCUAAAUACCUUAGCCUUCAUCAUGGCUGUCAUCUCCCUGGUGGCGGUCUUCGACUUCCACAACGCCCAGAACAUCCCCAACAUGUACAGUCUGCAUAGCUGGGUGGGGCUGGCAUCUGUCAUUCUGUAUGGACUGCAGUUGCUUCUGGGUCUGUGCAUGUACCUGCUGCCAAUCACCCCAGUGUACUUGAGGGUGGCCUUCAUGCCACUACAUGUUUACAGUGGCCUUUUCAUCUUCACCAUUGUCAUUGCCACCUGUUUGAUGGGAAUCACAGAAAAGCUAAUUUUUGGGCUCAAGGAUCCUAAGUACAAGGACUCCCCACCAGAGGCAAUCUUUGUGAAUGCUCUUGGAGUGUUAAUCACGGUGUACGGUGCACUCAUACUUUGGCUUGUUACUCGGCCUUCGUGGCAGCGACCCAGGGAGAUACAGCACCAAAUCCAACGUGGCAGUGGUGAGGAAGCUGCAGACUCCAAAGUGGGCACCACUUUGUCUGUGCUCAGCAAAACCAGUGGGGACAACCCCGAGGGUGGAUGUGAUGCCCGCAAACGGAACUGCAAACUCGAGGAGUCCGGUCAGAGAUCAACCAUGUGACAAGAUUUUUUUUUUUUAAAAAAAAGGCUCUAUUCUCGAGCCACUUGUAUUAAGAUUACUUAACAUGGCCCAAGGGAAAUGCUGGACAAGCAUACAUUUUUGCCCUCUAGAUUGUGUUUUUAACUACUGAUUUUUUCCAGUCUCAGAAUUUGAAUUUUUGACAAAAUGUUGAUAUAUUACAUGUACAAAUUGUUUAAUUUUUCUAACUGUUACACCGUUUGUUCCAAAACUCAACUGUUUCUUUUUAAUUUCCCUAUAUCACGUUAGGAACUAAUGAUGUUAAUUUUAAUUGUUUACCGACAUUUUAUCUUAUUUCACAUCAGUACAUCGGCAU
This is a messenger RNA of Scleropages formosus (Asian bonytongue), 1445 nucleotides long. RefSeq names its product cytochrome b reductase 1 (gene cybrd1). The record is from RefSeq and is a predicted model, not a curated record. Bases 263 to 1111 code for a protein of 282 amino acids. NCBI's taxonomy places the organism in Eukaryota, Metazoa, Chordata, Actinopteri, Osteoglossiformes, Osteoglossidae. The transcript has 4 exons. Gene Ontology annotation, molecular function: oxidoreductase activity. Gene Ontology annotation, cellular component: lysosomal membrane.